This is a messenger RNA of Capsella rubella, 2810 nucleotides long. RefSeq names its product probable disease resistance protein At5g66900. The coding region runs from base 234 to 2678 and encodes 814 amino acids. Gene Ontology annotation, biological process: defense response to fungus. The record is from RefSeq and is a predicted model, not a curated record. The transcript has 5 exons. NCBI's taxonomy places the organism in Eukaryota, Viridiplantae, Streptophyta, Magnoliopsida, Brassicales, Brassicaceae. Gene Ontology annotation, molecular function: protein binding; ADP binding.
GUGAGUCCGCUGAAGUCAAAGGCGACGGCAUUGCUUUGCAAUUAAGCAAAUGCUUUUGAUAUUCGUCUCCCUUCUCUCUAAUUUACAUAUUGUUUUCCAAAUUCGCGAAGCAUACCUCUGCAUUUGAUAUUUGAGAGAUUCCCUUCUCAACGUGUUUGAUUCUACUGACAAAAUCUGAGAGUUGUUUUUUUUUUUAAUCCUUGGGUUUUUUUCUAAACUUGCGAAGGGAAAGAAUGAACGAUUGGGCUAGUUUGGGAUUAGGUUCACUUGGGGGAGCUGUGUUUUCCGAGCUACUGAAAUUUGUGAUUGAAGAGGCAAAAAAGGUUAAAGCUUUCAAACCAUUGUCCGAGGAUCUCGUAUCCACGAUGGAGAGAUUGCUUCCGUUAACUCAACAGAUCGAUUUGAUGCAAAACGAGCUUGACCUAGGUGUGAAGGAACUUAAGGAACUAAGGGAUACCAUCGACAGAGCUCGUGUAGCUGUUGAGAAUUUUCCAAAAGUCCGGUGGUUCGAGAAAUCUAAAUAUACUGGAAAGAUUAUGAAAAUCAAUGAAGAUCUGCUUAGUUUCUGUCAGAUUGAUCUUCAGCUUCUUCAGCAUAGGAAUCAGUUGAAACUGUUGGAUCUGACGGGAAACCUUGCGACUUCGGUUGGCGUUUUAAGUAAGAGAAUGGACGUCUUGAGUGUUCAUGCGCCCGUCUUUAGGGACCUUUGUUCAGUUCCCAAGCUUGAUAAGGUUAUCAUUGGAUUGGAUUGCCCUUUGAUGGAGCUAAAAAGGAGACUCCUUGACAAUUCCCUGGUUGGUAUCGUGGUGUCUGCUCCUCCUGGGUGCGGGAAGACUACGCUGGUUACUCAGCUUUGCGACGAUCCAGAGAUCAAAAGAAACUUCAAGCAUAUCUUCUUCAAUGUAGUAUCAAGUACUCCUAACUUUAGAGUCAUAGUACAGAAUUUACUCCAGCACAACGGUUACGAAGCACUUACAUUUGAGAACGAUUCUCAAGCACUUGUUGGCUUAAGAAAACUGCUUGAGGAACUCAAAGAAACGGGUCCUAUAUUGUUGGUGUUGGAUGAUGUUUGGCGGGGAGCCGAGUCCUUGCUUCAAAAGUUUCAACUUAAAUUACCCAAUUAUAAGAUUUUGGUGACUUCUCGGUCUGACUUUCCGAGUUUUGGUUCCAAUUAUCAUUUGAAACCUUUGGAAGAUGAAGAUGCCAAAGCCCUUCUCAUUCAGUGGGCAUCAAGACCUUAUAACGUGUCUCCAGCUGAGUACGAAGAUCUUCUCCAAAAGAUAUUAAAACGUUGCAAUGGAUUUCCAAUCGUUAUUGAAGUAGUCGGUGUUUCACUCAAAGGACGAUCUCUAAGUACGUGGAGAGGCCAGGUGGAAAGCUGGUAUGAUGGGGAAACAAUUCUUGGUAAUCCUCUUCCUUCUGUGCUAGAAUGUCUGCAGCCUAGUUUCGAUGCUCUGGAAUUCAAUCUUAAAGAGUGUUUCUUAGACAUGGGCUCAUUUCUUGAGGACCAAAAGAUACGUGCUUCGAUAAUAAUAGACAUAUGGGUGGAAUUAUACGGUAAAGGUAGUACUUUGUGCAUGAAGUACCUUGAAGACCUUGCCUCCCAGAAUCUGCUUAAACUUGUUCCUCUCGGCAGAACAGAUAUAGAAGAAGGUUUCUACAAUGAGUUCUUAGUCACUCAACAUGAUAUCCUCAGGGAGUUGGCUAUCUCUCAAAGUGAAUUAAAGGAAAUUGUGGAAAGAAAAAGAGUAAAUUUGGUAAUAAGGGAGGAUAUAUUUCCAGACUGGUGUUUGAAUCCAAGACACCCUACUAUUAAGGCCUCAUUAUUGUCUAUCUCUACAGGUGAUUUGUUCUCAUCGAAUUGGGUUGAAAUGGAUUGCCCUAAUGUUGAAGCUCUUGUUCUUAAUAUUUCUUCAUCAGACUAUGCCUUACCAAGCUUUAUUGCCAGAAUGACUAAGCUAAAGGUUUUGACAAUCACAAAUCACGGGUUUUAUCCAGCAAGAUUGAGAAAUUUCAUGUGUAUCAGCUCAUUACCAAACCUUAAAAGGAUUAGAUUGGAAAAAGUUUCAACCACAUUGUUAGACAUUCUCCAGUUGAAACUCGGCAAUCUCAAGAAACUGUCUUUGGUCAUGUGUAGUUUCAGUGAGGUUUUCUAUGACAUAGAAGAAAUAGAUGUCCCUAAAGUUUUACCGAGUUUACAGGAGAUUGAGAUAGACUACUGCUAUGAUCUUGAUGAGUUACCAUAUUGGGUUUCCGAAAUUGUUUCAUUGAAGACACUUAGCAUCACAAAUUGUAACAAACUUUAUACACUUCCAGAAGCUAUAGGAAACUUGAGUAAACUGGAAACGUUGAGGUUGUGUUCUUGUAUUAAUCUUUCUGAGCUGCCUGAGGCCACGGAGAGACUCAGCAACUUACGGUUCCUGGAUAUAUCUCAUUGCUUAGGAUUGAGAAAGUUGCCUCAAGAGAUUGGCAAACUGCAGAAGCUGAGGAAGAUCUCGAUGAGGAAGUGUUCGGGAUGCGAGUUGCCAGAUUCAGUGAGGAAUCUAGAGAAUCUGGAGGUUAAAUGCGAUGAAGAAACUGGCUUCUUGUGGGAAAGGUUGAAGCCAAAAAUGAGAAAUUUGAGGGUUCACGAGGAGGAAACAGAGCAUAACCUGAACUUGCUCAAUCAUAUGUUUUAAGUUUUAAGUGAAAGAACAUUUUUGUAGCUUUUGUGGGUCUUGUAGUGUUUGCUAUUCUCAUGUAAUCCAAUGUAAAUGGAAACAAUGGUUGAUGGUUAAAAAAAACCAGAAAAAGGAAAACUAUACAUAACA